AUGAAAUCUGAUCUCGUCCUUCUCGCAGCUCUUGCUGGGCUCACCCAGCGAGCUUCUGCUCAAGCUCAAGGCUACGGACAAUGUGGUGGAGUUAACUUCAACGGUCCCACUAACUGUGUCUCUGGAUGGACUUGCACAUACUCCAACCCUUACUACUCUCAGUGCUUGCCAGGAGGCAACGGCAACCCCGGUGGUGGAAAUACUGUCACAGUGACCAUCACUCAGACUACCACUGUUCGUCAGGUUACCACCACCACUGUCAUCAGCACCAACUGGGAGUACGAAACCGUCACUGUCACUGAGCAAGGUGGAGAGUGUACCCAGACUCCCAACCCCUCUUGCAACAACGACAGGACCUUCGACCUCUUCGGUGUCAAUGAGGCUGGCGCUGAGUUCGGAACUAAGAUUCCCGGAGUUUUGGGAACUGACUUCACUUGGCCAACUCAUGAGAGUAUCCAAUACUUCCUCGACAAGGGAUUCAAUGCUAUUCGUGUCCCAAUCUUGCUUGAGCGUGUUGCUCCACCAGCCGAUGGUCUUAAGGAUCCCUCCAAGUACAACCAGGGCUACCUCUCUGGCCUCUACGGAACUAUCAGCUACAUCACUGCCAAUGGCGGCAAGGCCAUCAUUGAUGUCCACAACUUCGGCCGAUACAACGGCGAGAUCCUCACUGAUGUUGAGGGCUUUGGUAACUUCUGGCAGGCUCUUUCUUCCUGGACCAACUUCAAUGACAAUGUUAUCUUCGAUCUCAUGAACGAGUUCCACGAUAUGGAUAACGGCCUUGUCUUCCAGCUCAACCAGGCUGGUAUCUCUGCCAUCCGUUCCAACAACAUCAACAACUUGAUCCUCGUUGAGGGUAACGCAUGGAGCGGUGCCUGGCACUGGGUUGACAACAAUGAUAUGCUCAAGUACCUCACUGACCCCAAGAAGAACAUGGUUUAUGAGAUGCAUCAAUACCUCGAUUCGGAUGGUUCUGGCACUAGCGAGGACUGCGUUUCUGAGACCAUCGGUGCCGAGAGAGUUGAAUCCGCCACCCGCUGGUGCGAGGACAACAACGUCAAGUGCUUCCUCGGUGAAUUCGGUGCCGGCCCCAACGAUGUCUGCCGCGCUGCUGUUGAAGGCCUCCUCUGCGCUCUUAAGAACAGCGAUGCCUGGGUUGGUGCUACUUGGUGGGCUGCUGGUCCAUGGUGGCCAUCUGACUACUUCCAGAGCAUCGAGCCACCAAAUGGCCGUGCUGUUGAUACCUACGUCCCAGUUCUUGAGUCUUUCUUGUAA
Orbilia oligospora ATCC 24927 is the source of this 1272-nucleotide messenger RNA. RefSeq lists its product as uncharacterized. Lineage: Eukaryota; Fungi; Ascomycota; Orbiliomycetes; Orbiliales; Orbiliaceae. Gene Ontology annotation, cellular component: extracellular region. Bases 1 to 1272 code for a protein of 423 amino acids. The transcript has 5 exons. Gene Ontology annotation, molecular function: cellulose binding; hydrolase activity, hydrolyzing O-glycosyl compounds. Gene Ontology annotation, biological process: glucan catabolic process. The record is from RefSeq and is a predicted model, not a curated record.